UCCAGCAGGCGAAAAACAUGGACUACAGUACGGAGAGAUUUGUUAUAGUGUGCCUCUUAGUGAUAAUUACAUUCAUGGCUUAUCACCAACAUAAAAAUCAAAUUCCAAAAAGAAUUGUGGUGAUUGCUCCCUGGAAUACGUCAGAACAAGAAGAUUUUCUUGAUUUAAAGAAUUUAAAAAUGGUGAAAGAAACAAUUCUGUCAAAUGAGCAGGAAGUUGUAAAUUAUACAAAGGACAGUUUACAAAUACCCACAGACAACCCUAAUUUUAGUGAAAUAACCCUUGAAAACAAAGACUUAAAAAGGUUCGAAACAAAAUUGCAAUCAAAUGAGCAAGAAGCUGUAUAUGAUACUAGUGAAACCACGAGUAGCCUAUCAAAAUCGACAGACAAUCCCAUUUUGAGUGCUUUAGAACUUAGUAAACAAUUUAAGUUUGGUGAGAAGUUCUAUCAUAUUGAAAGCAAGGAAACGGAAAACUGGUACGAUGCUUUGACGAGAUGUGAGGAAAUGGGUGGCCAACUAAUUAGUCUCCAAACUGAAGAGGAGUUGAAGGCUAUCAGACCAUAUUUGCAGCCAAGCAGUAACUAUUGGUUGGACAUCAGUAAUGUUUUAUAUGGCGGUGAAUUUAAAUCUGAAUCAACCGGUCAAAAACCUAAAUUUUUUAAUGUAAAUUCAUCCGAUGGAACCAGCUCUUUGAAUGGAGAUUUUUGCAUUGGGCUGAACGCAAAUGAUGUGGAAUAUAUGAAGCCGCUUGACUGCACAACUCCAAACCAUUAUAUAUGUGAGGCAAAUAAUAACUUCAACCAAUAAAAUAAGGCUGUAAAGUAAGCCUUCUUGCAUUUAAAACCACUAA
Molecule: messenger RNA, 852 nt
Organism: Drosophila ficusphila
Lineage: Eukaryota; Metazoa; Arthropoda; Insecta; Diptera; Drosophilidae
Exons: 2
Coding region: 18-809 (263 amino acids)
Source: RefSeq, a predicted model, not a curated record